AUGAGCCCAAGUAAAGCUGAAGAUCAGCUCAAAGGAGGAAAUGGAAAUAUUUUCAACAACAAAGAGAAAAUCUCGUCGGUCCUCAAGACUGCUGUUAAAGAUAAGCUAGCAGAGCUUGACUGUCUUAUCGACGAUGAUUUACCAAACUACAUCAUGAUCAUGAUGGCAAACCGCAAGACCAAGAAAGAAAUGACCGAAGCCUUGCAGUUGUUCCUCAAUGAUCGCACAACAGAAUUCACCUCCUGGCUCUAUCAAAUGCUCGACAAUAUUCGGAAGCGACGAGAGAGUCAGAAAAAAGAAGAGCCAUCAGAAUCCAAUAACAACAAAAAAGAAAACGAACCGAAUAAAGACGCAGAAGACGUUGAUCAACUCGAGAUCGGGAUCGGCGAGGAAGACGAUCUCGACCGCGAACUGAUUGGCGACGAAAAGUCGGAAGCAAAAUCAAAAAGCAAUUCAAAACCAGCAACCCAGAGUAAUGAGGAGCCGAAAAAGAAGCGCAAGAAAAAGGUGGAGAAGAAAAAACUAGCCAAGAAAAAGGCAUCUUCCGGUAAACCUAAGAAGAAAAAGGCGAAAAAGGAUGAUUCUUCUGAUGACGAAAAGACGGACAAGAAAUUGAAGGAUCUUGUGAUCAUGGUCAAAAACAAUGAUCAAGCGAAAAAUGUCAAGAAGAAGAGGAGAAAGACAAGAGAUGCAAGGGACAAAGCUUCAAAACUCGCUCAAAUGAACGAAACCGAAUCUGGCGACUCUCAAACCGAGCAAUCCGAUAAAUCCAAAAAGGCCAAGAAGCAACGUCGUUUAGAGCGGAAAGAACGCUCCUUGCUAAAGCAAAAGAAGCGACUCAGCAUAAAACUCAGCGAACAGGCGAAAAAGGAGGUCGCUGGUAACAGCCGUUUGAUGGGAAAGGCUGAAGAUGCAGUUGUUCAACAAGCUCAGGCACAACAAGGUUCUGGAAACAUACUGUACAUGCAGAUCGAUGGAAAAUUUCAAGCUAGGUGGCAUGCUCGGAUGUUAGCUCCAGUUAUGAACCAAAUGAAUAGCGGUGGUGGAAGCGCCAUUGCAAACGCCGCAGCAGCAGCGGGCGGAUCACUCGGCGCCCCGAUCUUCGGCCAGUCGGCCAAGCUACCAGUGACUGGGAGCGCAAUGACCGGAGGCGCUCAGAGCGUCUUCCGCAGCGCCAAUUCCUUGGUAACUGGACAGACACCCCAAAGUGUGGGUGGAGUGCUCGGCAGCGCGUUGAGUACGCCACGACUAGGCGUCGGGGCCGGCCAGAGCGUGUCCGGGCUCGCAAGCACCAGCUUCGCCAGUUUGGCCAACUCCAACACUUUAGUGCCCAGCAGUUUAGUUCCAAACGACCAGAAGGACCAGAAGGUCAAGACCGACACCAAGAUCAUCAACAACACUGCCAAACCAGCUGAUAAGUCGUCGGACAUCAACUCGCUCAAGAAGAAACUGGCGAUGAUGGAGCGUGAAACGUCCAGAUUGAGAGAAAUGCACAAAUUACGCUUGAAAAAGUUGGAAACGAAGCAACGCGCGCAAGAGGAGCGCUCAAAACGGGACGCCGAGAUCCAGCGGGUAAGAAAUCCAAACAGCACACUGCCAAAAACGCCCUUUAAUAACUACCGCAAUCAUAUUGCCGAUAUGUUGUAUCGUAAUAUCAGACAAGAUGAAGAGGACGCACGGACUAUUUACGUGCGAAACCUGAAUCCAAAGACGACCGAGCAACAGCUGAGAGAUCAUUUCUCCGUCUUUGGGGCGAUCAAACGAAUUGUUCUACCGCAAGAUGCCCAUGCAAUUGGAAGCAAUCGGGGAUUUACGUUCAUCACAUUCGCCGGAAAAGAGCCUGUUGAAGUUGCUUGCUCCUUAGAUGGAACUCUACUUCACGAGCGAUCAAUUAAAGUCGUUCCGAAAACGAAUAUGAUGGGCAAAAUCCGACCGCAGCACAUUGCCAGUUAA
Molecule: messenger RNA, 1953 nt
Organism: Oikopleura dioica
Lineage: Eukaryota; Metazoa; Chordata; Appendicularia; Copelata; Oikopleuridae
Source: the annotation of a GenBank genome assembly